CCCACAAGAACCUCCUUCCCAACAACCAUCAUCACAACCACAACAAGAACUCCUUCCCAACAACCAGCAUCACAACCACAACAAGAUCUUCCUUCCCAAAAACCAGCAUCUCAUCCACAAGAACCUCCUUCCCAAAAACCAGCAUCUCAUCCACAACAAGAACCUCCUUCCAAACAACCACAACAAGAACCUCCUUCCCAAAAACCAGCAUCUCAUCCACAGGAACCUCCUUCAUCACAACCACAACAAGAACCUCCUUCCCAACAACCAGCAUCACAACCACAAGAACCUUCUUCCCAAAAACCACAACAAAAAACUUUUUCCCAACAACCACAACAAGAACCUCCUUCCCAACAACCAACAUCACAACCACAAGAACCUUCUUCCCAAAAGCCACAACAAAAAACUUUUUCCCAACAACCACAACAAGAACCUCCUUCCCAACAACCAACAUCACAACCACAAGAACCUUCUUCCCAAAAACCACAACAAAAAACUUUUUCCCAACAACCACAACAAGAACCUCCUUCCCAACAACCAGCAUCACAACCACAAGAACCUUCUUCCCAAAAACCACAACAAAAAACUUUUUCCCAACAACCACAACAAGAACCUCCUUCCCAACAACCAGCAUCACAACCACAAGAACCUUCUUCCCAAAAACCACAACAAAAAACUUUUUCCCAACAACCACAACAAGAACCUCCUUCCCAACAACCAGCAUCACAACCACAAGAACCUUCUUCCCAAAAACCACAACAAAAAACGUUUUCCCAACAACCACAACAAGAACCUCCUUCCCAACAACCAGCAUCACAACCACAAGAACCUUCUUCCCAAAAACCACAACAAAAAACUUUUUCCCAACAACCACAACAAGAACCUCCUUCCCAACAACCAGCAUCACAACCACAAGAACCUUCUUCCCAAAAACCACAACAAAAAACUUUUUCCCAACAACCACAACAAGAACCUCCUUCCCAACAACCAGCAUCACAACCACAAGAACCUUCUUCCCAAAAACCACAACAAAAAACUUUUUCCCAACAACCACAACAAGAACCUCCUUCCCAACAACCAACAUCACAACCACAAGAACCUUCUUCCCAAAAACCACAACAAAAAACUUUUUCCCAACAACCACAACAAGAACCUCCUUCCCAACAACCAACAUCACAACCACAAGAACCUUCUUCCCAAAAACCACAACAAAAAACGUUUUCCCAACAACCACAAGAACCUCCUUCCCAACAACCAGCAUCACAACCACAAGAACCUUCUUCCCAAAAACCACAACAAGAACCUUCUUCCCAAAAAUCAGCAUCUCAUCCACAACAAGAACCUCCUUCCCAAAAACCACAACAAGAACCUCCUUCCCAAAAACCACAACAAGAACCUCCUUCCCAAAAACCACAACAAGAACCUCCUUCCCAAAAACCAGCAUCUCAUCUACAACAAGAAUGUCCUUCCCAACAACCAGCAUCUCAUCCUCUUCAAUUAGCAGCUCCUCCAGUGAUUAAGAGAAUUUCUCUGCAGUGCCGUCGUAGGCACAUCACAAUUAAGCAGAGAGGACAAGAGCCUCGGCCUCAUCGCUGCCAUGCAGAUGCUUCUUUAUUCACUUGCCCCUUCUGCUCAACUGAUGUCUGUAAGCCAAGACAGUACCAUCAAAUAAUGACCCAUAUAGCUGGACAUAAACUGAGGGCGGUUGAAUAUGGAGAUCAUGUUAUAUACAGCUGUAACAUUGGCUGUGGCAAAAUGGCCAGACAUUUUCACUGCUGCCAGUGUCCCAAGACUUACACCAAUAAAAGUGCCCUAAAAAAGCAUCUUUGCAGCAGUCAUCCCAUAGCUACUUGCACUUUAAAACCACAACCAGCAAGUGACCCACAACAAGAACCUCCUUCCCAAAAACCAGCAUCUCCUCCACAAAAAGAAUCUCCUUCCCAACAACCAGCAUCUCAACCACAACAAGAUCCUCCUUCCCAACAACCAUCUGAUCCACUUCAAUUAGCAGCUCCUCCAGCGAUUAAGAGUCAUCGUAGGCACAUCACAAUUAAGCAGAGAGGACAAGAGCCUCGGCCUCAUCGCUGCCAUGCAGAUGCUUCUUUAUUCACUUGCCCCUUCUGCUCAACUGAUGUCUGUAAGCCAAGACAGUACCAUCAAAUAAUGACCCAUAUAGCUGGACAUAAACUGAGGGCGGUGGAAUAUGGAGAUCAUGUUAUCUACAGCUGUAACAUUGGCUGUGGCAAAAUGGCCAGACAUUUUCACUGCUUCCAGUGUCCCAAGACUUACAUCAAUAAAGCUGACCUAAAAAAACAUCUUUGCAGCAGUCAUCCCAUAGCUACUUGCACUUUAAAACCACAACCAGCAACUGACCCACAAGAAGAACCUCCUUCUGAGCAACCAGCAUCUCCUCCACAACAAGAACCUCCUUUGCAGCAACCAGCAUCUCCUCCACUUCAAUUAGCAGCUCCUCCAGUGAUUAAGAGAAGGCAAAUUUCUGUGCAGUGCCGUCGUAGGCACAUCACAAUUAAGCAGAGAGGGCAAGAUCCUCAGCCUCAACGCUGCAAUGCAGAUGCUACUUUAUUCACUUGCCCCUUCUGCUCAACUGACGUUUGUAAGCCAAGAAAAUAUCAACAAAUAAUGACCCAUAUAGCUAGGCAUAAACUGAGUGCGGUUGAAUAUGGAGAUUAUGUUAUAUACAGCUGUAACAGCUGUGGUGAAAAGGCCAGACAUUUUCACUGCUGCCAGUGUCCACAGACCUACUUCAAUCAAGGUGCUCUAAAGAGGCAUCUUUGCAACACUCAUCCUGUAGCUACUUGCACUCCAGAACCACAUCCUGUAGGUCGUCCACUACAGGAACCUCUUUUGCAGCAACCAGCACCUCGUCCACUGGAAUUAGCAGCUCAGCGAGUGAUUGUUAAAAGAAAGCAAAUCUCUGUGCAGUGUCCUCAUUGCAGGGUCAAUCUGAAUUCCAAAAAUUUAAAGAUGCACAUUAAGCGGAAACAUCAUGAAGCCAUGCAUCCCAUAACUUCAACUUGGGAUUCAUCCCACAAGGUUAUCUGUGACAUUGAUAUUUGCAAAAGCUGUGUUGAAACGGCACCAAGGAGUGAACUUUUGGUUACACAAUGUGUGUCUCUGAGCUCAGUGGACUUCUCCUGUGCUGCUGAAACUAGUGAAGAUUUAUCAGAGGACAUGUUGACUGAGAUGGAGUAAAAAUCAUUUGGGGGAAAGAAAAACAAUGCUUUAAGUAGCAAAAUUAGGAUAACGGUAAAGGUGCCACAUUUACUAGCCAUUGAAGGCCCCAACUACAUGUGUUAUAUAAAGGUGACACAUUACUGUCUUGGUGAAUUACAACGUCACCUAUAAACAGUUGGUACUGCCGCUGUAGCAAAGGUAGAAUAUGUCUGUACCAGAGUAUUGAAAAGUGGAGUCUCUUUCAAAUGAAGCAGCAGCUCUUCAAAACCUGCCGGAAGCAGAGGAAAGGAUUGAACCAGCGUAACACCAGGACCGGUCUAGCCAAUGUGGUAAUAUCCUCCACAGCACUCGUUCCAAAAAUGGUUGCCCACAACUGGCUAGGAUAAGAAAAACUGAGACAUCUCAGCCCAAAAGAAAAAAUGAUUCUGACUCGCAAUGAACUGGCACUACAAAUAGAUGAUCCUGCAGAUAUCAGUGGACCUCCUUGCUAGUGUGCAGUAUAUUAAUGAAGAGUUUAUAACUGUUACAAGGGGUGUUAUAAAUGAAAAGAUAAUAAAUAAAUCCAGAAUGUUCAAUUGGAA
Megalobrama amblycephala (Wuchang bream) is the source of this 3776-nucleotide messenger RNA. RefSeq names its product protein piccolo. NCBI's taxonomy places the organism in Eukaryota, Metazoa, Chordata, Actinopteri, Cypriniformes, Xenocyprididae. The annotation marks the transcript as partial. The transcript is spliced from 7 exons. The record is from RefSeq and is a predicted model, not a curated record.